This is a messenger RNA of Exophiala xenobiotica, 798 nucleotides long. RefSeq lists its product as uncharacterized. The transcript is spliced from 2 exons. The record is from RefSeq and is a predicted model, not a curated record. The coding region runs from base 1 to 798 and encodes 265 amino acids. NCBI's taxonomy places the organism in Eukaryota, Fungi, Ascomycota, Eurotiomycetes, Chaetothyriales, Herpotrichiellaceae.
AUGAGGUACCGCGAAAAAGGAAAGUUGGGCGCCAUUAACAAAGGCCAUGAGUUGCACACAAUAUGGAUCUAUUCCGUGGCCCGCCACAUGAUCAAUCCAAAGGCUAGAGAGGCCUAUACAUACAGAUCCUCUGGUCACGGACCAUGGCAACCAGUGAGCAAAAACAUGGAAUUUGAAAGGCUGUUGCAGAGGAUACUUUUCCUGAGUGGCCUAGAGGACGAAAAAGCAAGAGAAGAUGGGGACAAAGCUUGUGAAGAAGCAGAACUGUAUCAAACCCCGCCAGGCCAGCCACCGAACGAAGAGAUCCAAAAUCGCCACGGCUCGAUCACCCAGCAGACGGGAUUGUCCGAAGAUGGCAUUGGUCCUACAGCUUCACAUUCAGUCAGCCAGUCCUCGCCCGAGCCAACAAACACAGCCACAGCAGUUAAAUGCACAAGAGAAUCCCUUGCAGAAUUACACUCUGUCAUCUCAAGAAACCGGCAGUUGACACCCCGAAAGCCCGUUCGUGCGUCUCUAACUCGCCUCCCUUCCAAGGAGGCCAUCGUACCGGGGCCACAGACUACUUCAUCGGCAGCUUCCAUACGUGUUAACUCAAUGGCAGAAGGACAGGUUGAAAUGCGGAAUCAUCACCAUAGCGUGGAAGCAUCCUCUGCUGGCGCAAGACCUGCCAUGAAGCAAGCGAGGAGUCAUGGUGAUCGAAUCAACCGCGAGAAACGGUAUGCUCGUCUGGAAAAGGAGUUCAAGCGACUGUCACGGAUACAGCAGAUACAUGAGCAAUUGAACAGGACGAGGGCCUAA